AUGUUUUGAUUUUUCCUUUCAUUUUUGUCCUUUUUAGAGUUUCCCCUUUUUCUUCUGUUUUAAUAGUCACAGGUCGGGGUGAAUCGAGAGGAAACAGUGGGAAAAUCUUCUUCUUCCUUGAAGAAGAAAUGCUUCAGGAAUCACUCUCAGCAUCUGGUUCUGAGGAUGACUAUGCUAGUUGAAAGUCCCGGGCUUGCACAAGAAAGGAUCCUAAGGGCAGUAAGAAGAGGGUUUGAAGGCGGUCAUUGAGUAGUGAAAGCUGUUAGGAUUCUCCUCGUGUUAGGAAACAAAUAAGGUCACGGUCAUCUAGGAGAGAUGAUGAUUAUGAGAGGAGGAAGAAAGCCCCCAAAAGAAGCUUCGGAGAGAUGUGAAUGUGAGUUCAGCAAGUAGUGGAUCAAGGUGUUGUUCUAGUUGUCGAUCUGGGAGUAGGAAGUGGCACUGAUGAGGGUGAGUUUGAGAGGAGAAUGGGUAGAUCUGAGAGGAAGAAGAAACAUAGAAAAAGGAUGGAGAAGGUUAAAACCGAAAGUGAAAAAAAGCAGAGUGAGGACAGAGUGGUGGAGCAGAACAAUUCAGGGAGGCUCAGAUUGGUUAUCUCUGUUUUUAAAGACGAAGGGAGAGUGUUGGAAGGUGAUGAGCAUAAAGAAGAGAUCAUACAUGGUCAUGAUGAUUACCCAUCUAGCAAAAGAAAUGAUAGUAAUGAUAAGGGUAUUAGGAGGGAGUUUCCUCAGCAUUCACACUUUGCACAUGAGAAAAUAAGGAUGUACACGAUGAACAAGGAGAAAAAACUGAUGUUUCUUACUUCAGAAUCAACAGUGUUGUGUUUAGCAGCAAGGAUGAUAUUUCCAGCUACAUUGUGCUCUGGAAAAUCUAAGAAAUUCAGAGGAGGAAUGCAAACAAGUACCAACAUUCAAGCAAAUCAGAAAGAUAAGAACAAUGCCAAUGUGAACACAUUGUCUAAAGAAAAACCUGAAUCAGUUUGGCUUAAAUCCACCAUUGAAGAUGGUUCUAGAGUAGUGACUGCAAGUCAAAUCAUCACAGCAGCCUGAGCUGCUUGCAACAAGAAAAAAUUCCUCUGGUUUACCACCCGACAGGAAGAAUUCAGAAGGUAAUAAUGGUGGAAGAGAAUCUCUGACUGCUGAGCAUGUUGUUACUUUGCAAGGGACCAGGUGGCCCCUGCCUGUGUCCCUAAGGAAGAGGUCAAUGACAAUGUAGCUAUUAGUUCUGAUACUAUUAGGCUGAAAGCUUUGAGACGAGAAUCACCUAAAACUUACUCCACUCUAAAACAAGGUUCUGCUUCAGAACCCAUGUUGACACCAAGGAGUAAAGGGAAUGAGACUGCUGUAGAGUCUGCUAAAUCGGAACCCCAAUUGACGACAAUAAUAUUGAUGAAACUAAGAAUGUGCACGAUUCUACUACUAGUGAUGAUCCUUCAUCUUGCCCUGGAUAUAUGUUAGUUGAUGUCAGCUCAGGUAAUCUGCAACAUGGAACUAAGUAGGGCUUACAGUUUGAGCAGAAGACGAUGUCUGUUAUGCGGGGUAGUGAAUUAGUACAGGUGAAUUACAAGGUCUAUAUCCCAAAGAAAGCACCUGAACUCAUGAGGUGAUGUUCCAUCAAUGAUUUGGUUUAGUGCGCAAAUCCUUGAUAGCCUGAGAGCUGCAGGCCGUAAUAAUGGUUUAUUGCAUCUGUCUAUAAAAGAGGACAUGAUAAGAAACCUUGCAAGAACUGACUUAUGAUUAACUUCUAAUGCGACAUCUGACGCUUUAGUCGUUCCAGCUGAAUUUUUGGAUACUUCUAUCUAUAGAUUCACCCUGGAAAUUGAUUUAUGUAG
Messenger RNA from Rubroshorea leprosula, 1828 nucleotides. The record is from the annotation of a GenBank genome assembly. NCBI's taxonomy places the organism in Eukaryota, Viridiplantae, Streptophyta, Magnoliopsida, Malvales, Dipterocarpaceae.